Molecule: messenger RNA, 999 nt
Organism: Adineta steineri
Lineage: Eukaryota; Metazoa; Rotifera; Eurotatoria; Adinetida; Adinetidae
Source: the annotation of a GenBank genome assembly
AUGUCUUCGACAGCAUUAUUGAUCAAUGAUCUCCGACUGAAAUUGCAGAUUUCAAUUAGUAUAUCAUUUAUUAUCUUUGGUACUAUGGGUAAUCUUCUGAACAUAAUUCUUUUUCGAAAACGGACUCUAUGGACAUUAUCACCUUGUGUUCCUUAUCUAUUUGCUGCUUCAUUCAGUAACCUGUUCAAUAUUUAUGCAUUUAUUCCGUUUCGAGUGUUAAGUGGUUUUCAAAUCACUUCAGUAAACACUUUUCCAGUUCCUUGUAAAUUACAAAUCUAUUUCUAUUAUAUAUCAUUUGGUUUAUCUACAUGGCUCAUGGUUGGUUGUUGUGCAGAUCGAUUCUUCUCUUCAUCACUUGAUGCACGAAUUCGACGUUUUAGUAAUAUACGAAUCACUAAAAGAAUGAUAUUUCUUCUAACAUUUCUAAUUUGUGUUGGUUAUUCGCAAGUUCUGUAUUGUUACAACUCCAAUCUGGUGGGCCAGCUUUCGGUAUGUAACGUUAUACCUAAUUUUUGUACUGUAAUUGAUGUGAUGUAUUAUUUGCUGGUUCAAACGGUCGGACCACCUAUACUUAUGAUCACUUUUGGCAUUGGAACAUAUCUUCACAUAAAAGAGAGACGACGACUUUUGUUGCGAUUACCAGUGAACACAGAAUUAACUGGAAGAAACGCAGCGAUAGCAACAAAUGCUGAGAAUCCUGAAAGAAAUAGUGAUAAACAUAUUUUGCCUAUGUUAACUAUUCAAGUGAUUAUAUAUUUGGUCUGUUCAAUUCCUCUUCUUGCUACAAAAAUCUAUCAAAUGAUUCCUCUAUCGAUUGUGAAAAGUGAUGUGCGUAUCGCUGGCGAAAGUCUUUUUUUCAAUUUAUCAGUCUUAUUUAGUCUUGGUGACAAGGUUUUUUCAUUUUAUAUUUAUACAUUAUCGAGUAAGUUUUAUCGAAAAGAACUGAUCAAGUUAGUCCGACAAUGUCGUCCACAUCGUCGUAUAGCUGCACAAAAUUAA